AUGAACAAGCACAUUCAAUUCUCAUCAACUUCUACAUCAACUCCCUCCGCAGAUGAUAAUGAAGAAUGUGGAUCAACCCUACUUGUAGUAAAAACUAUUGAUCCUAUGAUCGAAGAUGAGUCAGCGUCUCAUUCUCCUCAAGCUGGGACUGGUCCUCCUAUACCAACAACUAUUAACAUUGUUGCUUUUCGUCAGGAUGAUCAGGAAGAAUCCAGAUCAAAUUAUAAAACUAAUGUGCUAUCUAAACCCUCUCUAGUUAUGCAGUUAACCCAAUCACUAGGAAAAAGGUUGAACAAAGUAGAUAAGGAUGGGGCUGAUAUGAAGCGUUUUAUGGACUUCAUUGUUGUUGUUGUUGAUGAUGAUAUGGUUGUUGAUGGCACUCCACCAAGCUCUCCAGGUGAUAAUCCUCCUCCACGUUCACCUCCAUCAUCCAAUAUUCCUCCAACACCUCCUCCACUUUCUCAUCCUCAUCCUCUCACUCCUUCAUGA
Messenger RNA from Lactuca saligna, 489 nucleotides. The record is from the annotation of a GenBank genome assembly. NCBI's taxonomy places the organism in Eukaryota, Viridiplantae, Streptophyta, Magnoliopsida, Asterales, Asteraceae.